This is a messenger RNA of Sphenostylis stenocarpa, 519 nucleotides long. Lineage: Eukaryota; Viridiplantae; Streptophyta; Magnoliopsida; Fabales; Fabaceae. The record is from the annotation of a GenBank genome assembly.
AUGGCGGAAACUGCUGCCGACAACGCUCAAUCUCUCGCCGAGCAAUAUCAUGUGAGUGACAAGCAGGAGAAAACAGCUGUAGUUGAAAAACCCGUUGAAGACCCAAAGGAGGGUGCUUCUGUGGAAGCUGUUGUAGAGAAAAUCGUGGAAGAAACAACUCCUGUUGCCCCUACAGUUGCUCAGGAAAGCAGUGAAGUCACCCCUCCUCCUGCUGAAGAAAGCACCGAAGAGCAAAGUAGUGGAAAUGUUGAAGAUAACUCUGGCAAUGAAGAUGCAGCUGAAGAGACCCCUGAAAUCAAGCUUGAAACUGCUCCAGCAGAUUUCCGUUUCCCAACUACAAAUCAAACCAGGCAUUGCUUUACCCGAUACAUUGAAUAUCAUAGAUGUGUAGCUGCAAAGGGUGAAGGGGCAUCAGAAUGUGACAAGUUUGCUAAGUAUUAUCGUUCUCUUUGCCCUGGUGAAUGGAUUGACAGAUGGAAUGAGCAAAGGGAAAAUGGAACAUUCCCGGGCCCGCUGUAG